CGACUUCACAUGUUUCAACGACAGAGACAAGCCUUUCUUCAACAAUGAUUGACACCUCAAUGUCUGCAACUGUUCCAACUACCAGAAAGGAACUAACAAGUAUACAUCCUUCAACAGCAAAGAUAACUCAUUCUCCAACAAGAACUGACACCACAACAUCAACACCUCCUUCAACAUCAAACAGGCCAACUACACAUGCCACAACGAUUGAUACCUCCAUAUCUGCACUUGUUGCAAUGAUUACUAAGCAACCAACAGAUAUACAUUCCUCGACAAUGGAGACAACCCAUGCUUCCAUGGUAACUAACCCCUCAACAUCACUACCGAUUCCAACCACCUCCCAAAGACCGACCAUACAUGUUUCUACAACAGAGACAAUGGAUGCUUCAGCAGCAACUGACACUUCAUCAUCUACACCUCUGUCAACAACAACAAAAGAACACACAAGUAUACGUCCUUUGACAAUGGUAACAACCUAUGAUUCCAUGAUAACAACCACCUCAACAACAACACCAGGUCCAACCACAUUCCCAAGACCAACUACACAUCUUUCAGCAUCACAGACCCGUCAUGCUUCAACAAAAACUGACACCUCAACACCAGCUUCAACAUCAAACAAACUUACAACACAUGCUUCAACAACAACUGCCACGUCUGUGUCAACAACAACAAAGGAACAAGCAACAUUACAUCCCUCUACAAUGGAGACAACCGGUGCUUUAGCAAGAACUGACACCUUGACAUCUACAACACUCUCAACGACUACAGAGGAACUUACUAGGAUACAUCCAUCGACAAUAGAGACAACCCAUGCAUCCAUGAUAACCACCGCCUCAACAUCACCACCAAUACUUACCACAUCAGCAAGGCCAACUACACAUGUUUCGACAACAGAGGCAACAAAAGCUUCAACACGAACUCGCACCACAACAUCAGCACUUGUUUCAACCUCCAAAACACCAACAACCACGCAUGGUUCAACAACAACUGCCACCUUGGCAUCAACACCUCUAUUACCAUCCACAAAGGAACAAACAAGUAUGCAUCCUUCGACAAGAGAGACAACCCAUGCUUCAACAAGAACUACCGCCUCAACAUCACCUCCGAUUCCAACCACAUCCCAAAGACCAGCUACAGAUGUUUUGAGAACCCAUGCUUCAACAAGAACUGACACCACAAUGCCAACACUUGUUUCAACAUCAAACAGACCAACUCCAUAUGUUUCAACAACAGAGACAACUUAUGCUUCAAUGCAAACUGAGACCUUGGUAUCUACACCACUAUCAACAACCACAAAGGAACCAAUAGGUAUACAUCCUUCGACAAUGGAGACAACGCCAGCAUCAACAACAUCAACACCUGUGUCAACAUCAAACAGACCAACACAUGCUGCAACAAGGAUUGACACCUUAACAUCAACAUCUAUCGCAACAACCACAAAGGAACCAACAAGAACCAACAAGUAUACAUCCUGCGACAUCGCAGACAGCACAUGCUUCCAUGAUAACAACUGCCUCGACAUCAACACCAAUGUCAACCACAGCAAUUAG
Synchiropus splendidus (mandarinfish) is the source of this 1550-nucleotide messenger RNA. Its product is annotated as mucin-5AC-like. The coding region runs from base 45 to 1550 and encodes 501 amino acids. NCBI's taxonomy places the organism in Eukaryota, Metazoa, Chordata, Actinopteri, Syngnathiformes, Callionymidae. The record is from RefSeq and is a predicted model, not a curated record. The transcript has 3 exons.